Molecule: messenger RNA, 5248 nt
Organism: Zerene cesonia (dogface butterfly)
Lineage: Eukaryota; Metazoa; Arthropoda; Insecta; Lepidoptera; Pieridae
Gene: anchor
Product: integral membrane protein GPR155
Exons: 16
Coding region: 156-2666 (836 amino acids)
Biological process (GO): intracellular signal transduction; transmembrane transport
Cellular component (GO): membrane
Source: RefSeq, a predicted model, not a curated record
UUUAAGUACCUACUACCUACAUGGUUCGCUGUACAUGUUUAUAUUUAUAUGAUUCUUUCAUUAUGAAAUAGAAUUAUUGAUUUUGUGUCGCUAAAUACUAAAUACAACUACCGUCGAAUUUUUUAAAACGCAUUCAACAACAGCAAAACAGUAACAUGGACUCAGUGACUCCACCGGUACUAAUGGAUUCAGUAACUGAUUAUUUAUAUCCAGCUCUAUUUCAGUGUUUUACAAUUAUCAUAUGUGGGUAUGUGGCAGGAAGACUAAAUUUAGUCUCGAAAGCAGAAUCAAAAGGGAUUGCAACAUUUGUGGGAACAUUUGCUCUUCCAUCAUUAAUAUUUUUGUCAUUAGCACGUUUAGAUUUCAGCACAGUGAAUUGGACAUUUCUAAUAGCAAUAUUAUUGGCAAAGGGCAUUGUCUUCUUUGGUGUGAUGAUAGUUACAAUUUUAGUGUCUAAGCCUGCACAUUUAGGACAGGCUGGUAUUUUCGCUAUUUUCUGCACACAAAGUAAUGAUUUUGCUUUGGGUUAUCCUAUAAUUAAUGCUAUAUAUGAAAAAACACAUCCUGAGUAUUCUCUUUAUUUGUAUUUAAUGGCUCCCAUAUCUCUGGCCAUAUUAAAUCCUGUUGCUUUUGUAUUGAUGGAAAUUAAUAAACAAAGAGAAAUUGAGAGAUCAGCCCCAGAUGCUGCACAGCGAAAAGAAAUAAGUAAACCAAAGAUGUUGUUACAAAUAUUUAAAGGCAUUGUGUUUAAUCCAGUAUUGGUGAUGACUGUUUUGGGUAUAGUGGGAAACAUUGUUUUUAAACAUAAGUUGUCCAUCUAUAUUGAAGGGUUAUUGGAUGUUUUUGGACAAUCUUUCUCAGCAGCUGCACUUUUCUUGUUAGGGUUACGAAUGGUUGGUCAAAUUACAAGGUUAAAGGGAGCAGCACUUGUUCUUCCUUGCGUUUUAAUCAUGGUUAAGUUAAUCAUCCUACCAGUAGUAAUGCGGGAGUGUGUCAGUGGUUUACAAGCUGGCACUAAUGAAAGUGAUACCCAAUCACUUGCAACUUAUGCAUUUUUAUAUGGCACCAUACCCACUGCUCCAGCUGUGUUUGUUUUCUCAAAUUUGUACCAAUUGGAAAUUGAUUUAAUGGCAUCAUCAAUGGUUAUUUGUACGUUUUUAUCAGCGCCAAUAACCUUCUUAUCGGCUGAGAUGAUAUCCAUAAACAAUGACUAUGCGGACCAAAUUAAACAAUUUGGCUUCGAUAUAUCUAUCGUUGCACUGAUUGCUGGAUUAUGGGUGCUACUUGUUUUUACUGUUACGAAGAAGUUUAAGAGAAUGCCACAUAGAUUGACCUUAUGCUUAAAUUUAACACAGAUACUCCUUGCUAUAAGCGUAAUAUGGGGUGGCCCUCUUAACACGUUUACUCCAUCAUUGAGUACUACAAUUCAGCAAUCACUACAAAUGUUUAGCGUAUAUUCCUGUCUUUUGUGGACUUCAAUGUUAUCCGUUGGCUUAUUUAUGCUAGAGAGCCGCGGACCGUGUUUCGUGGUAACUCUGUGGCCGGUGCUGGCGUUCGUGGCGUGGGGCGCUCCCGCAGUGAUGGUGGCGGCCCUCGUGCUCACCAAGCAGAGCGGCAGCGGCAUCAACGCGGACGCAUGUGACGCGAUCCGCCUUAGCGUGCUGUUCUUCUGUCUUACAGUGAGCACGGGCUGCCUCAUCUUGUACGUGAGGUUCCGCCGCCGCAGCGCUCAGUUCGCAAGCCUCUCCUCCGAGUCGCCGGAGGCGUCGCCCAACGAGUCGUCCAGCCUCGUCGAUAACGCUGAGCCCACUUCGCAUACGCAGUCCUUGUCGAACUAUGGCAUGGAAGAUCAAGGCUGUUAUGGAGCGAUAACUGCAACACCAUCGCCCAGCAAAAACCCCAACUGCUGCACUAACGAUAUCAAUUGUGAAAAUGGUACUGUUAGUGUGAACCAAGGGCGUGAUAUUGAAGACCUUGCCGCCAAUAAUAUGGGUUGCGCUUGUCCGUCCCACAAGAGUUGCAGUUCAGGCGCCAGUUGCCAAUAUCUGAACGAGCUGGAGCGCGCCGCGAGCUCGCUGGGGCUCGUGCCGCCCGAGCAGAGCCGCGGCCGCGGCGCGCAGCUGCUCAAGCACACUGUGCUCAUCAUCAUCUACUCUCUUAUGAUGUUUAUUGGAGUAACAUUCACAAGUUGGCGCGUGAUGCGUAAAGAUGAAUCGGGCGUAUUUAUUGAGAUACAAUUCCUGGAUACAGCCGCAGUUUACGGUCAGGCGCUGAUUAUGUUUGUGCUGUUUGGACUCGACCCUGAAGAGAUUUUCAUACCUGCCGUAAGAUUUUUCAAAAAGAAAUGGCAUGGCGCAGAUACAGUGGUAUUACCGCCGAUAGAAGACCUCAGCUUUGAAACGAGACAUAUCUGCGACCAAUUCAUUACCCACCAUCUGGAACGUUGUAAGGAAGCCAUCGCUAAGGAUACGAGAUGGCGCAUGCGCACAUACCACGGCGUGUUUCGUGGCUCGUGCCUGGUCCGCUGGCUCGUGUCCUGCGGCCUCACGGCCAACGAGCAGCACGCUGUAAAAUACGGUAGACAUUUACUCGAAGGACGACUGAUAGCGCACAUAAACAACGCGCACCACUUCACCAAUUCGCCGCUCUUGUACACUUUUGCGUAGUUCCCGUGUGACGUAACAGAUGGCGCUGUAACCAAAUGACCUGGCUAAGAAAUUAGGGCGUAGUCAUAGUAACCGAAAAUAGUUCAAAGUUCGUUUUUUUUAGCUAGCAAACCAAAUGAGUUUCAGAUAAAUAGUCUAUUAGUAGUUUUGCUUUGAAGUAAUAGCUAUGCAGUAUUUACGCUUAAUCUAUAAUUUAACAGAAAAAAUACGUACCUAUAUCAACAAUUAGCGAAUACAUAACAUAAAUUUUGUGUAAUAGAUUGCUAGUGAACUAUUUAUUUGUAAGACUUACCUUCAUUUGAUUCUACAAAAACAGACAUAAGUACCAAAAUUUAAAACAUCAAUUUGUGGGAAAUUAUUGUAUUAACAAUCAUUUUUUUGGUGCUAUGUCUGGAUUUUGUAAAUUUUAACUAGAAGUAUAAAAUUCAUAAGUUAUAUGCGUGCAUAGUUGUAACUUGUAAGGCCCUUCAUGCCAUUAAUUACAUUUAGUGUUAGUUAAUGAAACAGAAUAUUCCUGGUGUAAUUUUUGGCAAUGAAAAGAUUAUUUUGCAUUUUUGUGUUCUAUAUUAUAUACAAAUGAAAUACAUACAAAAAAAUUGUAUUAAUAUAUAUAUAUUUGAUGUCCAGCAUUCAUAAUCAAUUAAUUGAUCAUCAUACUAAUAAUUACUCUUGACAUAAAUUGUUUAAGUUUGAAAUAGAUCUAACAUUUAUUCAAUAUAAUCGAGCCUAGUAAAUAUGUAGACGUAAUUCAAAUGCCUUGCUCAUUAUCAAAAUAAAAAGCGAAAAUUAGGGCUUCUUAUGAAAAAUUUUUUGAGAAAUAAUGUAUUAUAUUAUAUUAGUAUUUAAAUUUAUCUUAUAGACAAUUUUUUUAUAGAAUAAUCAAUUCUUACCAGUGUCUAGUCGCUAUUUCCUCAAAACCGAUACUAGGUUUAUGUCGUUGCAAUGUUUGGUUUUGUAUUAUAUAUUUGGCCUUAGCAUAUUAAUGAUAUGUGGAAGAAAUAUAGGUAAUAUGUGGAAGGAAUUUGAGGCCUUUAACCGUAGUCUACAAAAUUUCAUAUAUAGAAUAAUUACAUCAUGAAAUUGUCAGAUAGUAGCUGAUAUGCAAGAGACAAAAAAUGUUGCUUUCAUCUUCUAUUGUGAGAUAUUUUUAUUGAAAACAAUGUAAUAUGAACGAAUCGUGUUGUUGUGGCUAAAACAGUAAAGAAAUCCAGUUGAGUAAUUUGAAGGCUUAAAAAUCACUGGAAUUAUAGGAUGUUAAAAAUUACUUUUAAUUAGACAGCAGAAGCAGUAUAAUUAAUACAUAAGACGUGCAAGUAACUAGUGAAACAUAUAGGAUAGUUAAGAUUUGUUUGAGCGCCGCCUAUUUUAUAAUUUACAAAAGCUGAUUUUCUCGCUUCAUAAGUUGUUUUUAUGCACAUAUGAUUAGAUGAAUUGUUACAUCAUGUUAUUCUUUUACAUAAUCAAUAUUUUUGUAACACAUUUUUUAGGUAUUUGUAACAUUAAUGUAUAAUUAUUCUUCGGAAACGUCUCUCAUAUCAAAAUUUAUACCUCUCUAAUCUCGUAAGAUUUGUUAUUUGUUGUUUUUAUUUAUUAUUCACAUGCCAGUGGGCUCGACGAGUGUAGGAAUGCAAAAUGGCUUCAUAAGUCAUUUUAAAUUUCAAAAAAAUUGGUAAUGUAUAAUAUCUAUCAAACCAAAUUUAAAUAGUUUUUUUGUUAUUAAUUUGACUUAUACUUUACUUAAUAAUUAUUUGUGUAUGACAAAGAUUAUGCACACUUGUGAGUACUCAUAGUAAAACAUAUUGGUACUAAGUAAAUGAAAUAGAACGGAUUCUGAAACCAAUUUUUGUAAUUUAAAUUUAUUUUAUAUACAUUAUAAUAUUGGUGUCUUAUUUAACACUCUUCAAUAUUUUUAGUUCAAGUAUAAAAAACUUCAAUAAAGUUGUACUUUUUCUUUGUAUGUACUAGGAUACGGUUUGAUGAGUCGCGAUAAUUUUAAUACUAACACAUAUUAUUUUUAUAAAAACUUAAAUGACACAAAAUAUAAUUAAAUGAAAACUUUAAGAGACUGAAACAAAGCUCUUGGUGCUGAAAGGAAGUAUUUUUUUAUUAAUUUACUUUUUUUUUUUUUUUACUUUAUUCAUGGAAAGGAAAUAUACCUACAAUCAUGGUGGAAAUAUUAUUGCCUUUCCAAUCGCAUUUCAUAAGUUUCAUAUAAUUUGUAACAAUGUUUUUUAUGUUGACAUAGGCGUGUAAGCACAAGUGAUCUCUAUAGAACUCAUAAAAGCACUGCGUAUUUAUAUUUUAUUUUUGCAUCACUGCUUAAUUUUAAGAACUUGCACUUGGGUUUCAUAAUAGAUACAAUAAAAUUUUGAAAUCAUGCAUAGACAAAUCGUGAAUUGCAUGUGAUAUGAAAUGGCUGUUAUACUUUAUGCUUAUUACAUGUUUGGUGUCUACAAAAAUGUUAUUGUUAAAAUUUGCUGAUCAUUUUAGCUGUAUAACUAUAUUAGUUUUUGAAUUGAAUAUAUUGUAAUCAUUGUUGUCUAUUUAUGAAGGUAUACAUAUUAUAUUAUAUGUUAUAUAAA